UUUUUCCUUUCUUUUUUUUCUCUUGAGCUAGCUUUGGUUUGAAGCUCUCUGAUUUUUCUUCCUCCUCUUCUCCCAUGGAGUUUGAUUCCAACUUCAAAGAUGAUCUCCCCCUCCUUUCAAGCUUCUUCUCUGAUAAGACGGACUCGAAGCUGAAGCUCGACAUCGAUGUUGACAGCGGUGGCGGUGAUGAUGGGGGCGAGUUUUUGGGCAUGGAGUUACCCUCAUCAUCCUCCUCCAAGGGUUUGUUCCACAGUUUGCAGGUUCACCAUUAUGAUCAUCAUCAUCAGAACCAUCAAUAUCUUCAUCACUUCCCCAUCAAUGGAUCUGAUUCAAUCAAUCCCCAGCAUCAUAAUUUUUCAAUUGAUGGGUCCUUACAGAGCCUUAUUUCUGGGAUGAAUAUGCCUGCAUCAUCUCAAAGCUGUAAUUUUGAUCCAAAUUUUCAACCCAAUUUUUUGGGAAAUGAAUUCUCCAAAGAUCACACCUUUGAAAAUGGGGCCAAGUUCAUGCAUGGCCUUCUGGGUUCUGGGGCUGUUUGGACAAAUUUUCCCGGAAACUUUUUGCCUCAAAUUUCUCAGCUGCCAAACAGUAAUAAUAAUAAUAGUAUUAUUCAUCAAGCAGCCUUGGGAUCAGCCUCUAUGUUUCUUGAUCAUGAGGCCUCUUGUAUUACAGCAGACAGUUCUGGGUUUAAUGAUCAGAACAAGAAGAAAAAAAGAGUUCUUCAGAUAAGAAAGGAAAACAAGCCCCCAAAGAAGCUUCCAAACAUAAUUAAAGGACAGUGGACUCCUCAAGAAGACAGAUUGUUGGUUCAGUUGGUCGAUCAAUAUGGCAUCAAAAAAUGGUCACAAAUUGCAAAAAUGCUGGAAGGAAGAGUUGGGAAGCAGUGUAGAGAGAGAUGGCACAACCAUCUGAGGCCAGACAUUAGGAAAGACGCAUGGAGUGAAGAAGAAGACAGAAUACUAAUAGAAGCCCACAAAGAUAUCGGAAACAAAUGGGCCGAGAUUGCCCGCCGGCUGCCCGGACGGACCGAAAACACCAUAAAAAACCACUGGAACGCCACCAAACGCCGCCAGAACUCCAAAAAACUCAAAGGCAAAUUAGAUAAUUCCGACGAUUCCGCCGCUUCCACCGCCUCCAUCCUCCAAAACUACAUCAAGACCGUCACCGCCGCCGCCGUCGGAGACCGCCAACAAAUUUCCGACUCUCUCCCCCAGCUGGUCGACAGCACCCCCGCCGCCGCCGAUGGGUUCUGCUUCGGUUUCGGGUUCGGGUCCGGGUCCGGAUCCGGGUCGGAGAGCAACAUGGAUUUGGAGAUGGAGAGCUUGAAUCUGAUGCAGAGCGAUCAGAUGAAAUCGGAGAUGGAUCUGCUGGACCUAAUCUGCCAGGGAAAUCUUUGAUUAAAUAAAUAUACAUUUUAAUUUUAUAUAUCAAAGAAUAAUUAGGCCUAAAACAAAUGGGAUUAGGAAACUUUAUUUUUAGGAUUUAAUUUUCGAUGAAAGUUUCGAGCUUAAUUUCUAAAAAUGGUUUCGCAUUCGCAGGAUGAUUAUCAUAAUAUAUGAUGUUUAA
Momordica charantia (bitter melon) is the source of this 1563-nucleotide messenger RNA. It is a transcript of the gene MYB118, whose product is annotated as myb domain protein 118. NCBI's taxonomy places the organism in Eukaryota, Viridiplantae, Streptophyta, Magnoliopsida, Cucurbitales, Cucurbitaceae. Gene Ontology annotation, cellular component: nucleus. Gene Ontology annotation, molecular function: RNA polymerase II cis-regulatory region sequence-specific DNA binding; DNA-binding transcription factor activity, RNA polymerase II-specific. Gene Ontology annotation, biological process: regulation of DNA-templated transcription. The record is from RefSeq and is a predicted model, not a curated record.